AUGACAGGUCAUAACAGCGAGGGCGCCACUCUUCGCGACAACGUCGUCAUCUGUGUCAAAGACGCCUUCUGCUCUAGUAUGCUUUACGUCACCUUGCUUUCCCGAGUCCGGUCACACGCCAAGCUUUUUAUUGUCGGCGGACUGACCCCAGACAUGUUCUCCCCUAUAAGGCUCCCAUAUUUUAAUUUCGACCGACAGACCAUCCGCCCUCCUCUGUAUCCAGAGAUCGUGACAAUGGCAGCUCUUGCACCUUUGAUCAAGCUCGCUAAGCUGGCGGCCCUUGCGGCAGAAACGAGGGCCAAAAUCCCCUCCAAAGGGCAUGACGCAAAGCGUGGCAAAAUCGCCAUUGAGCCGCGCCGCGUCAUCAAGUCCGACGAGAAACAGAGGAAGUUCAUGAAGGUGCUGGACAUCCUCGAAUAUGAGGAGGAGUCUGGAGC
Messenger RNA from Klebsormidium nitens, 437 nucleotides. Lineage: Eukaryota; Viridiplantae; Streptophyta; Klebsormidiophyceae; Klebsormidiales; Klebsormidiaceae. The record is from the annotation of a GenBank genome assembly.